GUAAUGACUUUGCUUUGUAAAAUACAUUAUAACUAAAAAUGUUUAUAAAACCGUCAAAUCAAUCGAUAUAAAACCAGAAAAGUAACUUGUGAAAUAACAAAACGUGUCUAUUCAAAUCAAAUAAAUGUCAGGUAUAAUUCAUGAUAAGUGAAAAAAUCAAAUCCGCACGUCAUCGGAUUGAAACUGGAUCUUUACAUGUUUUUUCAACUUGUAUAAAUAAUUAUGCAACCUCCACGUUCUAACAUACCGCCCCCUCGACCUUCGCAAAGCCCCUCAAGGCACCCAAAUAUGAUGAAUAAUGAACCUUCUGGUCGGCCUGGGGGCGGAACAGGCUCCGGUUUGUUUUCUUCUAUUAAAGGAGGCGCCGGGAGUUUUCUAAAAAACUUAAAAGAUACUUCUUCUAAAGUGAUGCAAUCUGUACAACAAACUAUUGCCAGGAAUGAUUUGGAUAUUACUUAUGUCACCAGCAGGAUUAUUGUCAUGCCGUGUCCUUCAGAAGGCUUGGAAAGUGCUUACAAAACCAAUAGUAUCGAGGAUGUUAAGAUAUUUUUUGAGACUCGACAUCAGCCUAAUACGAUAAGUGUGUAUAAUCUAGGUCCAAGAGGUACCCCACGUCUAGCACCUCCUGUACGGGUAAUAGAAGCAGGCUUCUCGCACUCACAUGGAUCACCUUGUGUGUCUGAUUUAGCACAUUUGUAUUCGGUAAGUGAGGAUAUGUACGGGUUUUUAAGACACGAUGAGAAACAUAUUAUAAUAAUACAAUGUCCUGAUGGUAAAUCUAUUUCAUCAACGUUUUUCUGCGCUUUGUUGCUUUAUGCAGGGCUUGUGUCGGUUCCUGAAGAUGCUCUGCAAAUGUUUGCAGUAAAACGUAUGCCACCUAAUAUGCAACCAUCACAAUUACGUUAUUUAUAUUAUUUAAGUGAAGUUAUAAGCCCUGCACCUGUUAUUCCGCAUCAUAAACCGGUAACUUUAGUUUCUGUGAACAUAUGUCCGAUACCCAGGUCUACUAAACACCGAGACGGUAUCAGACCUUUUAUAGAAGUCACUUGUAACGACCAAGUUAUAUUAAGUACUUUACAAGAUUAUGAUAAAAUGAGAUUGUAUUCUCAUACCGAAGGUAGGGCUUCGAUACAAUUAAAUGUAACUGUUUGUGGAGACAUCACAAUAACACUUUUACACGCCCGGAACAGUCUUGGUGGUAUGGGGCGUCCUAAUGGGGUUAAAGUAUGUCAAUUACAACUGCAUACUGGUUUUAUAUCAGAAGAAGAAACGAAUUUAAAGUUUAGUAAAUCAGAUUUGGAUUAUUUAGCAGAUGGUGGGUCUGGUGAAAUUGUGCCAAAUGGUUUUUGUCUUGCCUUAAGUGUAUUUGUAGGUGAUAGUGAAAGACCACCAACUCGUAAUCCACCCUGGACGAGCACAAAAGCACCAAGGGAUUCAACAGUUUUAUUCGGGUCGCAAUUGGAAUGUGAAGAAACCGUUGAUAAUUUUGUUUCUAAACCUGCACCACCAAGGCCAGCGCCACCAGCUAUGAAACCUGUACGACCAGCUCCACCAAGACCCGUUACACCAAAUUUGUCCAGAAACAGCACUCCUGAACCACCCAAAGAAGCCGUAUCAGAUUUACUGAAUCUUAACCAAAACGAUGUACAACAUACACAAGACAAUGUAGUUGUUGAAGAAAACGUGGACUUUUUGGGACUAGGAAAUGAUUUGAACGAAUCUUUUACCCCCUUGAACGACAUAUUAGGAGAACCAAACACCAAACAAAACACAUUUGACUUUUUAGCUGGUGAUACGUUCAACAAUCAACCAUCAAAUGGACAAAGCAACACUUUCGAUCCAUUCGGUUUCGGGGACUCUGCCAAUGAUACUGAAUUGCUUAAGCCAAAAAUAACUAAAGAAUCUAGUCCAAUCGAACAGCAACAACAACAAAACGAGAAACAGAAAACUAAAGAUCCUUUUGCAGAUUUGGGUAAUUUAUCUGCAGGAUUGAAUACGUCCUGGGGGAGUGCACAGUCUGCUGGAACUAGCCCUAGAUCUACUCAAUUUUCGAGUCCUUCUCAUCACAAUCAGACACCGGGAGGCAGAUCACCACAUAAUGCACCUACUACACCUGUACGGAGCCCUAGAGAUGGAACAGGACCAGACUACAGUCGUUCCCACUUCGAAACAGUGUCACCAAACCAGCAACAAAGUGGCGGUAACUGCAAACCAAAACCGACAUCCACCGACGUCUUCGGGGAUCUUCUAGGCUCCCAAGGCUACACUUUCACAGCCCAAAAAACCCAAAACACUCCUCGAACCAUAAACGACAUGAGAAAAGAAGAACUAGUACGGGAAUUAGAUCCUGAACGUCUAAAAAUCCUUGAAUGGACUGAAGGAAAAACCGGGAACAUCCGAGCUUUACUCUGUUCCCUGCACACAGUCGUCUGGGAGGGUUGUAGAUGGACAAAAUGCGAAAUGCAUACCCUGGUUUCUGCAGGAGAUGUAAGAAAAGCUUACAGAAAAGCCUGCCUGGCAGUUCAUCCUGAUAAGCAGAUGGGCACGGAUAAUGAGAAUAUUGCUAAGUUGAUUUUUAUGGAGCUGAAUAAUGCUUGGAGCGAUUUUGAAAAUGAUUCUGCGCAACAGAACAUGUUCGGCAGUUAAGGGAUGUAAGAGAUUGAUAAGGGGUUCGAUGUGUGAAAUCAGAUUGUUAUGUAUUUAACAAUAAUUGUUAAUUAUUAUGAUAAUGAAUAUAGAUUAUAUGUUGAGUAUUGAGAUGGAAGUUACUUUAAUACUUAUUAGGUUUGCUUCGAUAUUGUAGCUUCAUGUAUAUUUUUUUACUUUGUGUUAUAU
Ctenocephalides felis (cat flea) is the source of this 2835-nucleotide messenger RNA. It is a transcript of the gene aux, whose product is annotated as cyclin-G-associated kinase. Gene Ontology annotation, molecular function: phosphatidylinositol-3,4,5-trisphosphate 3-phosphatase activity. Gene Ontology annotation, cellular component: cytosol. Gene Ontology annotation, biological process: dephosphorylation. Lineage: Eukaryota; Metazoa; Arthropoda; Insecta; Siphonaptera; Pulicidae. The record is from RefSeq and is a predicted model, not a curated record.